Messenger RNA from Labrus bergylta (ballan wrasse), 1723 nucleotides. It is a transcript of the gene spaw, whose product is annotated as southpaw. Gene Ontology annotation, molecular function: cytokine activity; growth factor activity. NCBI's taxonomy places the organism in Eukaryota, Metazoa, Chordata, Actinopteri, Labriformes, Labridae. Gene Ontology annotation, cellular component: extracellular region. The record is from RefSeq and is a predicted model, not a curated record.
CUCAAAGGGAUUAGCCUCCUGAAGGAGCACAAAAGGUGGAGCCCUCUUGACAGGACAAUGACCUUGGCUAAAUGUUGUCUUUUCCCCUUCCCUGUGAUGUGCUCUGGUGAUCAGAGGGGGGCUGUUCACAUGCCUGAAGUGGUCAGGGGUCAUCAAAGGGCAGCUGUCCACUAUAAAGGGCCGUCUGCACAGAGCAUCACUUCAGCCUGAGACCAGCUGGAGGAAGGACACAGACCUUUUCCUCUCUCUCUCUCUCUCUCUCUCUCGCACUCUUUUUUACUCUUUCGGACUUUAAAAAAAAAAUGGAAGCGAGGGUCUUCACAGUUUUCUGCACGCUCCUCCUCUGCUCUUCUGCGGCUGUUUUCUCCUCUCAGGGUCGGAGGCAUCGCUCGGGCCUCGAGUCUGGUUUCAGAAAUCUGUCGGUGAAUCCCGGCAGCAGAUUCCCUCCGUACAUGAUGCAGCUAUACCGCUCCUUCAGGACGGCCGAUUCCUCGCCGUCAGACUCUUUGACCGCACAGGGGGACAACCUGUCAGCGCAGAGCUCCGACUCUGUCCUCAGCCUUGUAGCCAGAGGUUGUCAUCAAGACGGAGGAAGAUGGACGAUCUCGUUUGACAUGUCGUCCGUCUCUGCCGGUGAGCUCGUUCAGUCGGCAGAACUCCGGAUCAGACUCCCAGCGUUCUCCGGAUCCAAGCGGGCCACGGUGGAUUUGUAUCACUCCAGGAAGCAGAGCUGUGACCCUGACGGCGCGUCGUGCCACCCAGAUGAGGAGCUUUUCCUGGGGAGUUUCAUCACAUCGCCCAGCAGCUCGAAGUCUUCCUGGAAGGUGUUUAAUGUGACCGCUCUGUUGAAGUACUGGCUGCAUCAGGGAGGCAGAGUGUCGGGACAGGCGUCAGGGGAGCCCGAGGAGGAUCAUGGGAGCGGAGGUGGACGCGAGGGAGAGGUGAUUUUUAAGAAUUUGGGAUCGAGGCGGAGAAAGACUCUCCAUCCGACGACAAACCGGGUCAUGAUGGUCAUCUUCUCCAAACACAGCCUGCCACAGGAAAGCCACAGUCUCCUUCACACCGUGGAGAACUCCAAGUAUGUGACCACGGACAGAGCGAGCAGCGAUGGGCAGAGUCGACGCCACAAAAGGAACAGGAUGGAGAGGAUGAGGGUGACGGAUGGAGAUUCUUCUACAGCUGCUCCGCCGACACCAGCAGCAGCAGCAGAGCCGUCUCAGAGGACGCUGUGUCGGAGGGUGGACAUGUGGGUGGACUUCGACCACAUCGGCUGGGACGAGUGGAUUGUUCACCCGAAGCGCUUCAAUGCGUACCGCUGUGAGGGCGAGUGCCCCUCCCCCCUGGACGACUCCUUCCAUCCCACUAACCACGCUUACAUGCAGAGCCUCCUGCGUCAUCACCACCCUGAGAGAGUGUCCUGUGCGUCCUGCGUGCCGACGCGCCUCAGCCCGCUCUCCAUGCUGUACUACGAGAGCGACGACCUGGCCCUGCGGCAUCACGAGGACAUGAUAGUAGAAGAGUGCGGCUGUCACUGAAGGCCGGAUGAAGCACGAUCCUGAAGACACUCAGUUUAAAAAAAAAAACAUUAAAUGGAAAAUGUUACUGAUGGAUUUCUACAACAAACCACUAAAUGUGACUUUUCAUCCAUACUGGGUGAUUCACGUUAAAAUAUAUAAAUGUGAUAAGGAGAAAUCCAUGAAUCCAAUGUUUUAAUUUUAAUCUA